AUGGGCCUCUUGAAUACCUUCCUCGACCGGGUGUGCGAGCAGUGCUCCUCCCUGUCUGCCUUGACACUCAUCUCGGUCGGAUCUUUGUCAGUGAUCGCUUUGGCGGUGGUUGUCAAUGUGCUGCGCCAGUUAUUGUUCAAGAAUCCCCACGAACCUCCCGUUGUCUUCCACUGGUUUCCCUUCGUGGGCAGCACGAUCAGUUAUGGCAUUGACCCUUAUGUGUUUUUUAAUAAUGCGCGCGCCAAGUAUGGCGACAUUUUCACCUUUGUUCUCCUCGGCAAAAAGACGACUGUCUACUUGGGUACCAAGGGUAACGAGUUCAUCCUGAACGGCAAGCUGCGUGAUGUCUGCGCCGAAGAGGUCUACUCGCCCCUGACCACUCCUGUUUUUGGAACCAAUGUCGUCUAUGAUUGCCCCAACUCCAAGUUGAUGGAGCAGAAGAAGUUCGUCAAGUUCGGCCUCACCUCCGACGCGCUCCGCUCCUACGUUCGUCUGAUCACUGAUGAGGUCAAUGACUUUGUCAAGACUUCUCCCGCUUUCAAGGACCCCAAGGGCAUCUUUGACGUGACCAAGGUCAUCGCUGAGAUCACCAUCUACACUGCCUCGCGCUCUCUGCAGGGUAAGGAGGUUCGGGACCGCUUCAACUCCACCUUUGCGGAGAUGUAUCACGAUCUGGACAUGGGAUUCGCUCCGAUCAAUUUUAUGCUGCCCUGGGCUCCUCUUCCCCACAACCGCAAGCGUGAUGCCGCUCAGCGCAAGCUGACCGAGACCUACAUGGAUAUUAUUCGCAAGCGUCGUGAGGGUGGUGGUAAAAAGGACUCGGAGGAUAUGGUCUGGAACCUGAUGUCCUGCACUUACAAGAACGGUACCCCAGUCCCUGACGAGGAGAUCGCACACAUGAUGAUCGCUCUGUUGAUGGCCGGCCAGCACUCCUCUUCUUCAACCGCGGCCUGGAUUGUUCUCCGCCUGGCGACCUGCCCCGAGCUCAUCGAGGAACUCUACCAGGAGCAGCUAAGCGUUCUCGGCAAGGAUCUGCCCGACUUGACUUUCGAGUCCCUGCAGAAGCUGGAUUUGCACGCCAAGGUGAUCAAAGAGACGCUCCGAAUCCACGCUCCCAUUCACUCCAUUAUUCGCGCGGUCAAGAACCCCAUGCCCAUCGAGGGAACCCCCUACGUCAUCCCAACUACUCACAACGUCCUCUCUUCUCCCGGUGUGACUGCUCGCUCUGAGGAGUACUUCCCCGAUCCUUUGAAAUGGAACCCGCACCGUUGGGACGAGCCAAACGCAGGCAAGGCCGAAGAGGACGAGGACGAGGAGAAGAUUGAUUACGGUUAUGGUCUGGUUAGCAAGGGUACCAACAGCCCCUACCUGCCUUUUGGUGCCGGUCGUCACCGUUGCAUUGGCGAGCAAUUCGCCUACGUCCAGCUCGGCUCAAUCCUCGCCGCUCUGGUCCGCCAGUUCAAGUUCUCCAACCCACCCGAUGUCUCUGGCAUUCCCAACACGGACUACUCAUCUCUGUUCUCUAAGCCUCUGGGCAAGUCGUUUGUCCGCUACGAGAAGCGCGGUGUCAAGGAGUAA
This is a messenger RNA of Penicillium oxalicum, 1578 nucleotides long. RefSeq names its product cytochrome P450. Lineage: Eukaryota; Fungi; Ascomycota; Eurotiomycetes; Eurotiales; Aspergillaceae. The record is from RefSeq and is a predicted model, not a curated record. The transcript has 4 exons. Gene Ontology annotation, molecular function: heme binding; monooxygenase activity; oxidoreductase activity, acting on paired donors, with incorporation or reduction of molecular oxygen. Gene Ontology annotation, biological process: ergosterol biosynthetic process. The coding region runs from base 1 to 1578 and encodes 525 amino acids.